GUACGUAGCACCUUGUCAGCGUGCCUCAUCGUCACCAACGCUUAAUCCAAAUUGUCUUAUUGUGGUCCUCAAUGACUGGCAAUUCGUCCCUCGGCACACCAAUGAGGCGCUGGGCUGCGCCUAAGCCCCUGCCGUCCCCGCCGAUUCGGGGCUAUCCCUGUUCCACCGCCCUACCUCUCCCAUGUUUCUCAGCGGGCCGGCUGCUGCAUGGUGUUCUCUUGGUAUUCACGUCGAAGAUUGACAGCAGCCAACUGCUCGGUCGCUCGCCGCCCUCACCUUGGGCGACCGAUGCUGCUAGUCAUUACCCCACGACCAUCGGCGAACCUUCCGAUUAUUGCUUCAAUAUGAUCGACCUGUUCCUCCGUGCCCGCAACUCGGAGUCUUUGACGAUCCAACAAGGAAGCGGAGAAAUUUCAACCUCGGGAGCCCCUGAAUCAUGGCACAAAGAUGCUCAACUUUACUUGGGAUCCUCGGUCCUCGGCCAGACUGGAACCAUACUGUAUAGUUUCCUUCACGCCAGAGUCGGUCGCGAAGAUGGCACGUCAAAUGGUUAUCUGGGUCUAUCUGCAUGAGCUAUGCGCCAGAGUUCAAAAUAGACUGCAAGCACUCGGUCACUAGUACAGUACCUGUCUGUGCAGGAUCUGCUUAUAGCCAUUCUGCGGAUAGAGUCGACGGGCCACAAGACUUGUGUGUAUUCUCUGCCGUCACGGUGAGCAAAAGCGACCUUGACACGCAGUCAGACGCGAGACACACAGCCAGUAAGAGGGUU
This is a messenger RNA of Colletotrichum phormii, 769 nucleotides long. RefSeq lists its product as uncharacterized. Lineage: Eukaryota; Fungi; Ascomycota; Sordariomycetes; Glomerellales; Glomerellaceae. The transcript is spliced from 2 exons. The record is from RefSeq and is a predicted model, not a curated record. The coding region runs from base 72 to 572 and encodes 166 amino acids.